AUGUCAAGCAAGGCCCGAAAAUUCAUGAGUAAGCGGAAUAGAGCUUGCGACUCAUGUCGGGCCAAGAAAUCAGCUUGCCGUAUCGACUCAGCACCACCUUGCUAUCUUUGCACACUCCAUCGAAAGGAGUGCACAUUUUUGCAGCCAACAAACCGGCCGCAAAAAUUGCUCCAAAAGCCAAGUGAAUCCAGAGAAACCUUUGAAUUCUCGUCAAGUUCAGCAGGUGGAAGAGCUGGCGUACCACUUGACAAUGACUCGAUGUCGUUCGACUCCCUCAUGCCGGUUGAUAACAGCAUGAUUUUGCCUCAGUUGCCCGGGACUUCCUCAAAUUUGGAGUAUUUCUUCGGGGAUUGUGGUCCUGCCUUAGGAAUUUUUGGCGAUGACCCAAGACCCACAGGCUUUACUCCGAAUAGCUUGGUUUAUUCGUCACCUGGGGUGGUAUCGCCACUACUGGAAGCAGAGAAAGCCCAAGAGAGCAGAUCAGGCAAGGGAAGUGAUGUUCAUCUUGAGACGGCUAGCAUGGUGCCGCUUUAUCUCGGCAACAGCGGUGACAUGGACCCAUUUCUGCUACAACACUACAGAUAUGAUUCGGCUGGGAAGUUUCAUUUCAAAAGCCUAGACAUCCAGUCUGUGGACGCUGGUGACAAGCCUACACACUUUCUGCUCUCCCCGCCCUCUAUGUUUGAGAAUAGUAGAGAAGAAAAAGGUUGUGAUAUUUCGCCUCCUCAAGCUAAAAGGGGAGGCCUUGAAGCCAUAGUCCCGGAGGAGAUAGGGCAACGUCUUAUCGCUCUCUUCCAGAGAAUUAUCGUCCCAGACUACCCAAUUUUCAGUCUUUCAAAUCCGCUAGACACUAGCAAAAGUCCGCCACAUCUUCUCGCAAUUGUCUAUCUCUUGGCUCAACCAUUCACCAACUUUGAUGAAAAGCUGUGCAUCGAACUCGCCUAUGAGAAGCCAUCUGUGAAAACUCUCUUGAAAUUGAUUAACGACGUAAUUUCAUACGAAAUAUAUAUGCCAACUAUAUCAACCAUCCAAACACUCUUUCUUCUUCUCAUUCGACCCUCUGCAAAUCCGAUUGUGCAGGACAGCAGCUUCAAAUGGACUCAACUCAGCACGCUCAUCGCAUGUUCCCAUUCGCUAGGUUUGCACCUAGACCCAACAACGUGGAGAAUCUCUCCCUGGGAAAUCACCCAGCGUCGACGGUUAUCAUAUUGUAUUUAUAUGGUCGACAAAUGGAUGGCUCUCACCCUCGGCCGCCCUCCACUUCUGAACUCUGAAACAUGGUCACUGAAUGCACUUGAUGGGGAUGACCGAUUUGACAGCGGCCUUGGCUGUGAAGAGUGGACGCCUUUCAUGAAGCGAGUUGAACUCGAAUCAUCACUCGACUCGGUACUGCAAUUAUACUCGCACAAGGCUACACAUACGACAUCCUCUGAUUAUGAGGGAACGCUAGAUGCAAACAAAAAAUUGAUUGACAGGAUUACUACGUGGCGAGAUACCGUAUUAAUCAGCUUCACUGGCCAACUCCCAUCAAUGGGCCAAGCUACCCGUACUGCUAUAGGUCGUGUAGCAGAAAUGCAUUACCAUUACAUACAUCUCAGCAUUAUACGGGCGACAUUGAGACCAUUCUUUCGUGCGUCUGCAGACGAAAUGCGGUCCCCAGAAUAUCUUGCAUCGCGCUCACAAGUCCACUCACAGGCCAAAACUUGUAUAUCAACCGUGGCUGGCUUCAUUCGGACUCUGGGUUCCAAUGAUCGCGAAAAUUUCUGGCCCAUGUGGAGUGCGACCGUGUUUUCUUCGGUCAACUAUCAAAUUUUGUUAAUGGCCAUCGGAUCUAUCGAUCAAGCAGAAGCUGCGUGCUACUGGAGCUAUUUACAGCGAAUACGUCGAGACAUGCGCCUUCAGUCUGAUGCUCUCCCACAUCUUCGACUUGGCCUACUACGCAUUGACUCUAUAUUCUGGAAAGGGAUAGAUACCGUGUUCAGUUUAGAUGAACAUGUCUAUCAAGCGUACCUGGAAACCACAGAAGGAGUUGUGUCCAAUGCUAGUUAA
This is a messenger RNA of Penicillium canariense, 2049 nucleotides long. Its product is annotated as transcriptional regulator family TF. The transcript has 2 exons. Gene Ontology annotation, cellular component: nucleus. The record is from RefSeq and is a predicted model, not a curated record. Gene Ontology annotation, molecular function: zinc ion binding; DNA binding; DNA-binding transcription factor activity, RNA polymerase II-specific. NCBI's taxonomy places the organism in Eukaryota, Fungi, Ascomycota, Eurotiomycetes, Eurotiales, Aspergillaceae. Bases 1 to 2049 code for a protein of 682 amino acids. Gene Ontology annotation, biological process: DNA-templated transcription.